This is a messenger RNA of Baudoinia panamericana UAMH 10762, 468 nucleotides long. RefSeq lists its product as uncharacterized. Lineage: Eukaryota; Fungi; Ascomycota; Dothideomycetes; Mycosphaerellales; Teratosphaeriaceae. Gene Ontology annotation, cellular component: cytosol; small ribosomal subunit; ribosome. Bases 1 to 468 code for a protein of 155 amino acids. Gene Ontology annotation, biological process: translation. The record is from RefSeq and is a predicted model, not a curated record. Gene Ontology annotation, molecular function: structural constituent of ribosome; RNA binding. The transcript is spliced from 3 exons.
AUGUCGCUCGUCUCCGGCGAGAAGUCGAACUUCCAAUACAUCUUGCGUCUGCUCAACACCAACGUCGAUGGCAAGCAGAAAGUGAUGUAUGCCUUGACCAAGAUCAAGGGUGUCGGACGCCGCUACAGCAACUUGGUGUGCAAGAAGGCCGAUGUGGACCUCAACAAGCGCGCUGGCGAACUCACUUCCGAAGAGCUUGAGCGCAUUGUCACCAUUAUCCAAAACCCAACCCAGUACAAGAUCCCGACCUGGUUCCUCAAUCGUCAGCGUGACAUUGUGGACGGCAAGGACUACCAAAUCCUGGCCAACGGUGUGGACAGCAAGCUCCGUGAUGAUUUGGAGCGGUUGAAGAAGAUCCGGGCGCACAGGGGUCUGAGGCACUACUGGGGUCUGCGUGUGAGAGGUCAGCACAGCAAGACGACCGGUCGUAGGGGUAGGACUGUGGGUGUUAGCAAGAAGAAGGGUUAG